GUAAUAAUAAAUUGAAAAUGAGGAAAGUCUGCAAUUGAUUUACCUGUCAAAUAUCUAUCUAUUUCGAGAUACAGUUUUUUCCGUGUUUUAGUGAAUUUCCAAUUUUGUGCGAUUCGAACGAACUUAUUUUAAAAUUUGUAUGGACAAAUAGUGUAUUUUGACUGUACUAUGGUUUUAUGUCAGGAGACACCUUCAAACUCAAUGUAUCAGACAAGAACAUCACCCCCAGCUAACUACAAUUUUGGACAUUUUCCAGGAUACGUUGGACAAAAUGGACAUUAUGCUAGUCAACCCCAUGGGUUUGAACAGUUUAACAUUGACCCAUCAUCGGCCUUCCAACAAGCACAGUGUUAUCCAAUGUAUGGCCCUGGUGUGUCGCGCCCAGAAGAAUGGAAUGGUACGGGAAAUAUGAACUAUUCGGCAAUGAACAAUGCAUCUGGUUCUGUCAGUCCGCAUUCCAUGAACGCUAUGUAUCAAUACAGAAAUGAUUAUGUCCAGACCCACUGCGGCAAUGGAAACAUGAAUAAUAUGUCUACGUCACCACAGCCAACGGGGUCCCCUACUACAUCAACUGGGUCCAGUGGGAGCAACGGUUCACCUUCCAACAAACAGAUUAGACCCCCGUAUGAUUGGAUGAAGAAAACCUCGUAUGUUCCAACGGGUCCACAACCAGGAAAGACCAGAACCAAAGACAAAUAUCGUGUUGUAUACAGCGACCAUCAACGUUUGGAACUGGAGAAAGAAUUCCAUUACAGUCGUUAUAUAACAAUUCGUCGAAAGGCCGAACUCGCUCAGAACUUAGGCUUGUCAGAGAGACAAGUUAAAAUAUGGUUUCAAAAUCGCAGAGCUAAAGAGCGGAAGCAGAAUAAAAAACGAGGUGACGAUAUUAAAAUAGAAGAAUAUCACAAUGAGACUUCCGGUCAUAUUCCAAACAUGCAACACCAAGUACACAGCUCACAGACACCUACAAUGCAGCAGGUUACAAUAAAACAAGACCCUAUUGACGAUUAUCCCGUUCCUCACGUGACGAUGCAAAUUCCAAUGUCCGAUCCCUCUGAUAAUCACGCAUCAACAUCGCCAAUCCAGACUCCUCAUCACAUGACAAGCUCAGUAUCGGACACUAUGUCAAACAUUAAAGUAGACACCGGGGAACCUCCGAAUGUUAUUCAGUCAUAGAAAUAUUGCAUCUAUAUUUAUUGAACUUUGCUAAAAUUCGAGCUCAGCUUCCAACAUCUUGCCAGAUUAUUUUUUUUUAAACAAAGAUGGUUUAAUGUGCAGAGUUUGGGUUAUGUAACCAUGACAAUACUGAGAUUAAUUAGAAAUAUGAAGGAGACCCAUUUAUAUGGAUAAAAGUAGAAACAUUGUUAUGUUUUGUAAAUAAUAUUCUAUAUUAAACAAUUAAUGUUAAAUUCAAUUCAAUAUUGAGAUGGACAAUAAUAAUAAAAAAAAAAUAC
Messenger RNA from Mytilus californianus (California mussel), 1454 nucleotides. RefSeq names its product homeobox protein CHOX-CAD-like. The coding region runs from base 169 to 1176 and encodes 335 amino acids. Gene Ontology annotation, molecular function: RNA polymerase II transcription regulatory region sequence-specific DNA binding; DNA-binding transcription factor activity, RNA polymerase II-specific. NCBI's taxonomy places the organism in Eukaryota, Metazoa, Mollusca, Bivalvia, Mytilida, Mytilidae. The record is from RefSeq and is a predicted model, not a curated record. Gene Ontology annotation, cellular component: nucleus. The transcript is spliced from 2 exons. Gene Ontology annotation, biological process: cell differentiation; anterior/posterior axis specification; regulation of transcription by RNA polymerase II.